Messenger RNA from Penaeus monodon (black tiger shrimp), 579 nucleotides. RefSeq names its product ubiquitin-conjugating enzyme E2-24 kDa-like. The transcript is spliced from 7 exons. NCBI's taxonomy places the organism in Eukaryota, Metazoa, Arthropoda, Malacostraca, Decapoda, Penaeidae. Bases 1 to 579 code for a protein of 192 amino acids. The record is from RefSeq and is a predicted model, not a curated record.
AUGAAGGCAGUGAUGGUUUUAAGAGUUAGUGCAAUAUUGGUUGCUGUACUGGUUCAUUUUUUGGCAAAGGUCCAACCUAGAAUGAAGAAAAGGGGGGCAAGGAAAGUUUUAUCCACCAUAAGAAGUUUAUCUAGCUCAGGCAUCAAGAAGAAAGUCCUUGAGAGCCCACAUUUUGCUUGUCAUAAAAUGGUACAAAAAGGGAAAUCGCAGAAAUACACUAGACCCCCACCCAACUGCAGCGCUGGGCCUAAGGGAGACAAUCUGUAUGAAUGGGUGUCGACUAUCCUGGGUCCACCUGGGUCCGUGAAUGGAGAAAUCAGGAGUGGUCACGUUUCGUACACGAAUUUAUCACUGCAACAUCACUCCCAAGGAGUGAUAUGUUUAGAUAUUCUUAAGGAUAACUGGUCUCCAGCCCUCACUAUCUCCAAGGGUUUUGCUGUCCAUCUGCUCUCUCUUACAGAUUGCAAUCCAGGGUUUGGCAGAAAAGAAGUAUGUAUGUACCGGGGUUGUGAGAACAAGGCUGUUUGUACAAAGGAAACUAAUUUGUCCAUUUGGACAUCACUGGGCACAGAUAAAUGA